AUGAAAGUGAAUAAAUAUAAAAAAGUAAUUUUAUUUGACGAAAAAAGUGUUUCUGAUCAUUCAAAUCAUAUUUCAUGUUAUAAACUAGUAAGUGAACUUGAAAAAAAAUUUAAAAGUAUAAAAUAUUUGUAUCUUAAAACAGUAAAUCUCUAUAAAAAAUAUUUGAUAUUAAUGAGAUAA
Hepatospora eriocheir is the source of this 180-nucleotide messenger RNA. The record is from the annotation of a GenBank genome assembly. Lineage: Eukaryota; Fungi; Microsporidia; Hepatosporidae.